GUUAUUUGUCAAUUGUUUUAUUAGAGAAACUCACUGUUAAAGUCAUACAUUGUAUUUGACCACUGAUUUCGGUAUUAAAAAAAACUUUUCGGACAACAACUAUGUCGACACCAGUGGUCGACAAAAUCGACGACAAUAUUGAGGCCAUCAGCGAAGAUGUUCUACGAAUGGGAACCGAUGAAGUAGUUGGCCGAACACGACUUCUUGAUAGUGAAGUGAAGAUUAUGCGAAGCGAAGUCUUGCGUAUCACUCACGAGUUGGCGGCGCAAAAGGAUAAGAUCAAAGAAAAUACCGAAAAAAUUAAAGUGAAUAAAACUUUGCCGUAUUUGGUCUCAAAUGUUAUCGAAUUGUUGGACAUCGAUCCCCAAGAGUUCGGUGAAGAGGACGGCGCUAAUGUCGAUUUGGACGCUCAAAGAAAGGGCAAAUCAGCGGUUAUUAAGACAUCAACGCGUCAGACAUAUUUUCUACCGGUUAUUGGUUUAGUUGACGCCGAAAAACUAAAACCCGGAGAUUUGGUCGGAGUUAAUAAAGACUCGUAUCUUAUUUUGGAGACAUUACCCGCUGAAUAUGACUCACGAGUAAAGGCUAUGGAAGUGGAUGAAAGACCGACUGAACAGUACAAUGAUAUCGGAGGUCUCGAUAAACAAAUACAAGAACUGAUUGAAGCCGUUGUUCUCCCAAUGACUCACAAAGAAAAGUUUGAAAAUCUUGGAAUUCAACCACCAAAAGGUGUUUUACUGUAUGGACCGCCCGGUACUGGCAAGACAUUGAUGGCUCGGGCCUGUGCGGCACAGACUAACUCAACGUUUCUCAAAUUGGCCGGACCUCAAUUGGUUCAGAUGUUUAUCGGUGACGGCGCUAAACUGGUUAGGGAUGCAUUUGCUUUGGCCAAAGAGAAAGCGCCGGCCAUUAUAUUCAUUGACGAAUUGGAUGCCAUCGGAACCAAACGUUUUGACAGCGAAAAGGCUGGCGAUCGGGAAGUUCAGCGAACAAUGUUAGAACUAUUGAACCAAUUGGAUGGUUUUAGUUCAUCGACAGAUAUCAAAGUGAUUGCUGCCACCAAUCGGGUCGAUAUUCUUGAUCCGGCACUUUUGCGUUCCGGUCGAUUAGACCGUAAGAUUGAGUUUCCGCAUCCAAAUGAAGAGGCCAGAGCUCGUAUAAUGCAAAUACAUUCAAGACGUAUGAAUGUCGACAAAGAGGUCAACUACGAUGAGUUGGCCCGUUGUACGGAUGACUUCAACGGCGCUCAGUGUAAGGCGGUAUGUGUUGAGGCCGGUAUGAUUGCUCUGCGCCGGAAUGCCUCUCAAGUAACUCACGAAGACUUUAUGGAUGCCAUACUCGAAGUCCAGGCGAAGAAAAAGGCGAAUCUUAAUUAUUACGCUUAAUAAAAAUAUUUACUUU
Oppia nitens is the source of this 1401-nucleotide messenger RNA. RefSeq names its product 26S proteasome regulatory subunit 6A-B (gene Rpt5). Gene Ontology annotation, biological process: proteasome-mediated ubiquitin-dependent protein catabolic process. The record is from RefSeq and is a predicted model, not a curated record. Bases 102 to 1385 code for a protein of 427 amino acids. Gene Ontology annotation, cellular component: proteasome regulatory particle, base subcomplex. Gene Ontology annotation, molecular function: ATP binding; proteasome-activating activity; ATP hydrolysis activity. NCBI's taxonomy places the organism in Eukaryota, Metazoa, Arthropoda, Arachnida, Sarcoptiformes, Oppiidae. The transcript has 4 exons.